This is a messenger RNA of Lindgomyces ingoldianus, 3566 nucleotides long. RefSeq names its product nitrite reductase. Bases 138 to 3566 code for a protein of 1142 amino acids. Gene Ontology annotation, molecular function: flavin adenine dinucleotide binding; 2 iron, 2 sulfur cluster binding; heme binding. Gene Ontology annotation, biological process: nitrate assimilation. The transcript is spliced from 6 exons. The record is from RefSeq and is a predicted model, not a curated record. Lineage: Eukaryota; Fungi; Ascomycota; Dothideomycetes; Pleosporales; Lindgomycetaceae.
UCUCUGUCGAGAGCGGCCGCUCCAUUGAGCACGCCUUCUCUUAUCCCGUCCACCUACAUCGCAUUGCAGGUCUUUCAGCUUCCAAUCGCACACACCCCCCCGACUCUGCAAGGAGCUUUAGCUUCAGACAGGCACAUAUGUCUGAUCCGAUCCCUGUCCUAACUCCAGGGAUAGAACCUACGAGUGGCGAAUCCCACAGUCCUCCAUCAUCCCUUCCUUCGAAUCCAAAUUGGGGAGCCAAAGCGGCCAAUAUGUCGAAUAGCGAGUGGAAUAAUACAGAGGCGAAUACGCUCCCGGAAAAGGUGGAAGAGAUGGCGUUGAAAGAGGAGUUGCCGAAGAGGACGGAGAGGAAGAGGAUUGUGGUUGUUGGGUUGGGGAUGGUGGGGAUUGCGUUUAUUGAGAAACUCAUGAAGUUGGAUGUUAAGAGGAGAGAAUAUGAUAUCGUGGUGAUUGGCGAGGAACCACAUUUGGCGUAUAAUCGCGUCGGAUUGACGAGUUUCUUCCAACAUCGAGAAGUCGAGAAUUUAUAUUUGAAUCCGAGAGAAUGGUACUCCUCGAUGCCCGAAGGCUCCCUAAACUACCAUCUCAACACCUUAGUCACUGAAAUCUACGCGGAAGACAAAGUUGUAAAAACCUCGGCUGGGGACACUGUCCCCUACGAUAUCCUCGUUCUGGCCACAGGGUCCGACGCAGUGCUCCCAAGGCACACCCCCGGCCACGAUGCUAAAGGUGUUUUCGUAUAUCGCACAAUCGACGAUCUGGAAAAGCUCAUCGACUUUGCGAGCAUGAGGAAGGGUACGACGGGUGCGGUUGUUGGAGGUGGUUUGCUAGGUCUUGAAGCUGCUAAAGCGAUGAUGGAUCUAGAAGAUUUUGGUCAGGUCAAGCUAAUUGAGAGAAACCGGUGGGUGCUUUCGAGACAAUUAGACGGUGAUGCAGGCGGGAUGGUUGUGGAACAAGUUCGAGCACUCGGUUUGGACGUCCUCCUCAGCAAGCGCGUUGGAAAGAUCUUGACGGAUGAGAAUAACUCUGUAAAAGGCGUAGUAUUUGAAGACGGUGAGCAAAUGGACUGCUCGUGCAUCUGCUUUGCGAUUGGUAUCAAAGCUCGAGACGAGCUUGCACGGAAAGCCGGAAUCAAGUGCGCGGAUCGAGGAGGUGGUAUCGUAGUUUCCCCUGACCUCUCAACCUCCACCCCUGAUAUCUACGCCAUUGGGGAGUGUGCAAGUUGGGAAAACCAAACCUUUGGUCUUAUUGCCCCUGGUAUUGAAAUGGCAGAUGUGCUCGCAUUCAAUCUCACCCAAGCGAAAGCUCACUCCCCACGGAAAUUCAAACGACCGGAUCUCAGCACGAAACUAAAGCUCCUUGGCGUUGAGGUCGCUAGUUUUGGAGACUUCUUCGCGGAUCGAGAUGGACCGAAAAAUAUGCCUGGCCGACGACAAGCUGCAAAGAAAGAAGGUUCAGAAGGAACCCAAGAUAAGGCUUUGACAUACAAGGAUCCAUUCCAGCAGGUUUACAAGAAGUAUCUUUUCACGAUGGAUGGGAAGUAUCUGCUCGGUGGAAUGAUGAUUGGUGAUACGAAGGACUAUGUCAAGUUGGUACCAAUGGUCAAGAAUCAGAAGCAGCUGGAGAUCCCACCGAGUGAGCUCAUCGUUGGUGCGAGUAAGGGCGAAGAUGAUGGGGAUGAUCUUGACGACGACACUCAAAUUUGUUCAUGUCAUAAUGUUACGAAAGGUGACGUAGUCAAGAAUGUUAAAGAUGGAACCUGCAAGAGCAUUGGCGACGUCAAGUCGUGUACGAAAGCUGGGACCGGAUGCGGUGGCUGUAUGCCUCUAGUCCAAACCAUAUUCAACAAAACUAUGGCAUCGAUGGGCCAAGAAGUCAAGAAUCAUCUAUGUCCACAUUUUGAAUACUCUCGCGCGGAUCUCUACAACAUUAUCAGUGUCAAGGGCUUGAAAGAAUUUUCAAAUGUUAUGAAGGAGUGCGGAAAAGAGCCGGAGUCGACUGGCUGUGAGGCUUGUAAGCCAGCUAUUGGAUCCAUAAUCUCCUCCCUAUUCAACAAGCACCUGCUCGACGAACCGCGAAGAGGUCUUCAGGACACGAACGAUAGAUUUCUGGCCAACAUCCAGCGAAACGGUACUUUCUCAGUCAUUCCUCGAAUGGCGGGGGGAGAGAUUACACCCGAUAAGCUUAUCAUCAUUGGAACUGUUGCAAAGAAAUACAAUCUCUAUACCAAAAUUACUGGCGGACAGCGUAUUGAUAUGUUUGGUGCGAGGAAACAGGAUCUUCUUCCCAUAUGGGAAGCACUGAUUGACGGUGGCAUGGAAUCUGGCUAUGCAUAUGCAAAGUCUCUUCGAACAGUCAAAUCCUGCGUGGGCACAACCUGGUGCAGAUUUGGGAUUGGCGACAGUGUCGGUAUGGCUGUCCGACUUGAAGAGCGCUAUAAGUCUAUUCGAGCGCCUCACAAGAUCAAAGGAGGUGUAUCAGGUUGUGUCCGUGAAUGUGCUGAGGCACAGAACAAGGAUUUCGGUUUGAUUGCUACUGAGAAAGGGUUCAACAUCUUCGUUGGUGGCAAUGGAGGAGCGAAACCUAGGCAUUCAGAACUCCUGGCGAAGGAUGUGCCUCCGGACGAUGUCGUUCCUAUCCUCGACCGCUACCUCUCCCUCUAUAUCCGAACAGCCGAUAAGUUACAACGAACAGCUCGAUGGAUUGAGAACUUGCCAGGUGGCAUCAAGUAUCUCCAAGAAGUCAUCUUGGAAGAUAAGCUCGGAAUCUGCGCGGAGCUUGAGAAGCAAAUGGAGCAACUAGUCGACUCCUACUUCUGCGAAUGGACCGAAGUCGUUAAGAAUCCUGCCCGUAGAGCCCUCUUCUCUCAAUUCGCAAACACUAACGAGAAUAUCAACGACACUAUCGAGCCAACCAAGGAACGUGGCCAGGAGCGUCCAUCAUACUGGCCUAAGGACUCCGCGACCGAGGACUUCCGAGGCCACAAAUGGAGUGAGCUCUCAUGGCAGCCGCUAGUCAAAGCGCAAGAGUUCCAAGAUACUUCCACUGGAGACUCUAAAGCAGUCAAACGAGGUGAUACCCAGCUAGCUAUCUUCAAGGUUCGUGGGAAAUGGUACUGUACACAGCAAAUGUGCCCACAUAAGCGCGCUUUUGUCCUCUCAGAUGGCCUUAUUGGCGACGAUAUCGCGAACAACAAGCUCUGGGUCUCAUGUCCUUACCACAAGCGCAACUACGAACUCGGAGGCGAAAAUGCGGGACGGUGCGCUAACGACGAGAGCGUUAAUAUCGCCGUGUUCCCGGUUGAGGCGAGAGAGGAUGGCUGGGUGUACGUCAAAUUGCCGUCGGUCGAGGAGCUUGAUUCAGUGCUUGGGACCGAGAAAUGGAAGAUCAAGAAGAGUGAAUCGGAGGAUCCGUUUGAGGCUCUGGAUAAGAAAUUAAAGGCCAUACAAGGAAAGGGAAGGAAGGGUGUAAUGAUCAGUCAGCUUGAGGACGGAAUAGGAGAAAAUCGGAAGGCAAGCAUGAUAGUAGCUGGGGGUGAGAGGGGCGCUGGAGGUUUAGAUUGGUGA